Molecule: messenger RNA, 2776 nt
Organism: Scomber japonicus (chub mackerel)
Lineage: Eukaryota; Metazoa; Chordata; Actinopteri; Scombriformes; Scombridae
Gene: rpn1
Product: ribophorin I
Exons: 10
Coding region: 122-1924 (600 amino acids)
Cellular component (GO): oligosaccharyltransferase complex; membrane
Source: RefSeq, a predicted model, not a curated record
AUGAAGCGUCAUCCUUUUCUGAUGUAGAGCGGCGCGGCGGCCUUUCUUCGCUGCUCUACAUUUUCCUCCUUACACUUUCCUGUCUUUACCUAGGUGUUUCAUCUCUUUCGUAUCUGUAAGUAUGACUCGGUGGUCGACACUUGUCGGCUCUUGCCUGCUGCUCCUGGCCGCGGUGUGCUCGGAAGCUUCAGCGGAAGGUCUAGUGAAUGAGGACGUGAAGAGGACGGUGGACCUGAGCACUCAUCUGGCCAAGAUCACCGCAGAGAUCGUGCUGUCCAACCAGGGACGUACCGCCGUGAACAGCUUCAUACUGGCUGUGGAGCCCGGCCUGGCCCCGCACUUGGCAUACAUCGGAGCCUCUGUGAAGGGUGAUGAAGAGGAUGAUGGCACACUUGAGAUCCAGCAGACAACCAUGCCGGGCCAAAGUGGGGAGUUUUACAAAGUGCAGUUGACUUCCAGUCUGGCAGCAGGUGCUCAGCUUAAAGCAAAGGUGGAGAUGACUUUAAGCCAUGUCCUGAAGCCUUUCCCCUCACAAAUCACCCAGGCUGAGCGCCAGCUGGUGGUCUUUCAAGGCAACCACUACUUGUAUUCCCCUUACCCCACCCGCAGUCAGACCACACGUGUCCGCCUGGCCUCCAAGACAGUAGAGAGCUACACCAAGCUGGGCAACCCCAGCAAGAACGAUGAGAUCAUCGAGUAUGGACCCUUCCGUGAUGUCGCCCCGUUCAGCGAGGAUACAAUGAAGAUCCAUUAUGAAAACAACACACCCUUCCUCACCAUCAGUAGCAUCACUCGCACAAUCGAGGUCUCUCACUGGGGCAACAUCGCUGUGGAAGAGACUGUCGAUCUGAGACACACAGGGGCAAACCUGAAGGGGCCUUUCUCACGUUAUGAUUACCAGCGUCAGUCAGACAGCGGCAUCUCGUCAGUCAAGUCCUUCAAGACUAUCCUUCCUGCCUCCGCCCAGGACGUCUACUACAGGGAUGAAAUUGGCAACAUCUCAACCUCCCAUCUGCAGGUCCUUGAUGACUCAGUGGAGGUGGAGGUCCGCCCUCGCUUCCCCCUGUUUGGAGGCUGGAAGACCCACUACAUGAUUGGCUACAAUCUGCCCAGCUAUGAGUACCUCUACACCUUGGGAGACCAAUAUGCACUGAAGAUGAGACUUGUUGAUCACGUGUAUGACGACCAAGUCAUUGACUCCAUGACUGUUAAGAUCAUCCUGCCUGAGGGAGCCAGAAACAUCCAUGUGGAUACACCAUACAAAAUCGAUCGCAUGCCAAACCAGCUGCACUAUACGUACCUGGAUACCUUUGGCCGACCAGUGCUUGUCGCCACCAAGAACAACCUGGUGGAGCAGCACAUUCAGGAUGUUGUGGUUCAUUAUAACUUCAAUAAGAUCCUGAUGCUGCAGGAGCCUCUCCUGGUUGUAGGAGCUUUUUACAUCCUCUUCUUCACUGUUAUCAUCUAUGUUCGUCUGGACUUUGCCAUCACAAAGGACCCUGCGGCCGAGGUGCGUAUGAAGGUGGCCUCCAUCACAGAGCAGGUGCUGACUCUUGUUAACAAGCGUCUGGGUCUGUACCGACACAUGGACGAAGUGGUCAACCGCUAUAAGCAGUCCCGGGACACGGGGGCCCUAAACAGCGGCCGGAAGACUCUGGAGGCCGACCACCGCACUCUGACGAACGAGAUCAGCUCACUGCAGGCCCGUCUUAAAGCCGAGGGCUCCGACUUGGCCGAUAAGGUCGGGGAGGUGCAGAAGCUGGACGGCCAGGUGAAGGAGCUGGUGUGUCGCUCCUGCCAGGAGGCGGAGCGGCUGGUGGCCGGCAAGGUCAAGAAGGAGGCUUACAUCGAGAGCGACAAGACUCUGGCCGGAAAGAGACAGGAGCUCGUCAGCCGCAUCGACAGUCUGCUGGAUGCCCUCUAAACAACUCCUGCCACAGUAGCAUACAUAAACACCCCUGCUACAACAUACAACCAUCUGUUUGUAUGUACGAGAAUUCAAAUAAAUGUGACACAAAUGCUCACACAUUCUUUUUUUUUUUUUUUACCAUCUUAUACCACCCAGACAUGGACUGUCAAUAUCUACAUCUCGCGGUAGUGAUGUGUUUAUCCAAACACUUGUGCCUUCGAGCCUUGUGAUAAACUUGAGGUCACUGCAUGCUCAGCUCUUCAGCAGCUACAUCACAACAUGUUUGUCUAUUUUGAGUUUGUCAAGCUUAAACUGUCACACAUGCUCAGACUUGACACGUCAUUUUCAUGUUCAAUUCUGGACUGCGUUUUUUUGUUUCUCACUCUGAGUUUAAAGGUUUGGGGAUUUGUUUUUCAAAUGAAUGGUUAAGGCGUAAGUGUUUCAAUCUCAUGUCUUUACUCACAUAUGCCGUUUUAAAAUACUGAAUAAUUUCCAGCUGUCCGGUCGGGUGUGAUGAUGGUUGCUUAGUCUUUUCUAAUCUCCUCUCUUGUGCACUUGAAAGUUUUUUCUACUCGCCCCUGACUGACUUUAAUAUUUGAACAAAUUUGAAGCUCUGAUUGUGUCAUCCCAAAUCCAACAUGUAGUGUCUGUUUUUUUUUGUUUUUACUGUACCUCAGUAACAUUUUCUACAUUUUGUAUGAUUUAGUUGUUUUGUAAGUGGUUUUGUUUCGACCAUGAGAUUAGUGGAUACAUGAGAUUAGGUUGUAUGCGAGAAAAGACAUGGGAAAUGGGACACAAAUGUUUGUGAAAUGGGCAAUGAAAUGGAAAGCUGUCAAAUUUGAAAUAAAAUUUUGAGAAACGGCCUCA